CUUCUCCACCACACUCUCAAACUCCUCGACCCUCGUACUCUUUGGUUUCCGGAAAACAAGAAGAAUCUCAAGCUCUCACAACGGGGGAAAAUGGCGUACCCAGCGAGUUCCAGCUAUAACUGGAACCUCUCUCUAAAGCUUGUCCUGAUCUCCACCGGUGUGGUGACCAUGGCUCUGGCGCUGAAGGUCUCGGCUCCGGUGGUAUCGGAUUUCGUGGUAUCCGAGAUCCCUUCGAUUUGGAGCUUCAUGCUCUCCUGGCUCAGGCCUCCGUACCUCUACAUCCUCAUCAACUGCAUCAUCAUCAGCAUCUUCGCCUCAUCCAAGCUCCAGCCGAGACCCGACGAUCCGGCGCCGGAGAUGCUGGCGGUUCCUCCGACACCGACGCCGGUCAAGGAAGUACGUGAGGACUAUGUGGUUUACGGAAACUACGACAUUUUGAACAGGUACGGUUACGACGCGGCGAAGGCUUCGGCUUCUGUGGUGCGGCUGGUGGAUUCGGAGGGAGUGGAGAAGACGUCGAGCAAUGAGAUCUUGAUUAACGAUAGUGAUGCUGCUGUGCUGUCGAGGUCGGCGUUGAACGGCGUCCUUCACAAGCAAGACUCCUUGGAGCUUCCGUAUUCGAACAAUGAGAAAGAGAAUGAGAAACCGCCGGUUUCUGCCAGAUUCGCUCAUCGGAAGCCUGUGAAAGCCAGUCCUGAAGGCGCUAAGGCCUUGGGAGUGUCGAAGCCGAAGCGGCAGGAGACGCUAGAGACCACGUGGAAGACAAUAACGGAGGGCCGUUCGAUGCCGUUAACUAGGCACCUGAAGAAGUCCGACACGUGGGAAUCGCACGUGCGGCGCAACAACAACCAGCCGACGGACGAGAAUACCCCUCCUCCGAAAAUGAAGAAGUUCGAGACGUUCACCGACCGAAACGCCAACUCGUCGCCGGGAUCGGGGCGACUCAGGAGGGAACCGUCGCUGAGUCAGGACGAUCUGAACCGGCGAGUCGAGGCGUUCAUCAAGAAGUUCAAUGAUGAAAUGAGGUUGCAGAGGCAGGAGUCCUUGAAUCAGUACCGCGAGAUGAUCCACCGCGGGCCCCAAUAGAUAAAAAAAAAUUACCGAUAAUUGGUUGGUCUGCAUUUUCUGAUUUUCUCUUUGGGGAAAGAGAAAAGGUGAAGAAAACCCCCCCACGGAUGUGGGAUUUUGGUGAUUUGAUGAAGGUAAGGUAUGUAAAAAAGGUGGAACGGAAGUUUUAGAAAUUUUAUAAUUUCCCAAAUUUUCUUUGGGUGGAAAAAGAAGGGCUUUUUGGAAUGAAUGGUAAGAGGCAGGUGAGCUUGAAGUUUGAAGUUAGUUGCAUUUGUUGAAAGUAGUUGGGAUUUAGAAAUGAUUUAGGAUGUGAUUAGUGGGAUAUUGCUGAUAAAUUUCGUCAUCAAGACAGACAAAAUGUUUACCUGACGAACAUAUUUUGCUUUUUAGAGAUGGAGAUUUGGAGUGUCAUUGUCUUAAUCAUUAGACUGUUUUCCUAAAUAAGUAAGAUUGAAUUUCACGAUUU
Messenger RNA from Alnus glutinosa, 1534 nucleotides. RefSeq lists its product as uncharacterized. Lineage: Eukaryota; Viridiplantae; Streptophyta; Magnoliopsida; Fagales; Betulaceae. The record is from RefSeq and is a predicted model, not a curated record. The coding region runs from base 91 to 1086 and encodes 331 amino acids. The transcript has 2 exons.